Solea solea (common sole) is the source of this 2159-nucleotide messenger RNA. It is a transcript of the gene ssuh2.1, whose product is annotated as ssu-2 homolog, tandem duplicate 1. NCBI's taxonomy places the organism in Eukaryota, Metazoa, Chordata, Actinopteri, Pleuronectiformes, Soleidae. The transcript has 12 exons. The record is from RefSeq and is a predicted model, not a curated record. The coding region runs from base 72 to 1178 and encodes 368 amino acids.
GGACUUCGUGAGCGUGGAUUCUCGGUCAGUCAGGAAGAAGAAGAAGAAGAAGAAGAAGAAGUAGAAGGAAUAUGGAGCCCAAAGACGAAGAGUGCGGUACAUUUGACCCCAACAUACCAGAGGAGGGGCCAUCAGCGCCCCCUCCUGGCUGGCUGGAUGACGUCCAUGGAUACGGGGGCCACAGCGGAGGACCGGAUGAUAACCCACUGUACCCGCCUCCCCCGGCCUACAACCCCCAGCCUGAACUGGACAGAAACACUCUGGUGCCUGACAUCAGGGUUCCGACGAUAUCGGAGGACGAGGCCAGAGAAGCCCUGCUGACAUUUGUGAAUUCAAAAUGGACGUACAGCGCGAAACCUGCCAGGAACCUCACCUUCAAAGAUCUGAGGCCCAGCACUGUGUUCAGGUAUCGACUGGAGACCUACACUGAGACCAGAACCAGCGCCUGGCAGUACGAACCCUACAAUGGACAAGCGGUGGACGGCCCUCAGUACGGCGUGCCUCCUGCACCGUGGGACGUCCCGGUUGUUUUACCCCAGAGAUUUACCGACACGGUGGAGAAGAUCCGCGUCCCUCACACUUCCUUCAUAAAGACGUGUCACAAAUGCAGCGGCUGUGGAAGAACUCGGUGUGUUGCCUGCUUUGGUCGAGGCAUGAAGCGCUGCACGUUCUGUCACGGUCACGGUUCGUCCAGGAACAAGCGCUGCACCUCCUGCCAUGGCCGAGGUCGGAAGAGGUGCAUCAGCUGUCACGGCCACGGCUUCAAGACCUGCGGCCUCUGUAACGGCAGCCAAAACCUGCUGCACUUCAUCCUGCUCACGGUCACAUGGAAAAACAACGUGGAGGGAUUUAUUCCCGAUCGUCAGCCUGACUUCCCUGACGAGAAGUUUGAGAAGGUGAAGGGAGCGCCGCUCUUCAUCGACGAGAACAUUCUGGUUUAUCCUCUCCAGGGUUUCCCCGAUCAGGAGAUCUGCGACAUUUCGAGGAAAAUGAUAACCGAACACUUCAAUCGGCACACGUCCACCAGCCGCAUCCUGCAGCAGCGUCAGACCAUCGAGCUGGUGCCGCUCACUCACGCUCAUUACGCGUACAAAGGAAAAAACUACAGCUUCUUCGUGUACGGGACGGAGAAGAAAGUGUUCACCUCCAAAUAUCCCACUGCGUGUUCCAUUCAGUGAGAAACAACAUGGAUGUUUUGAUUCUAAAAUCUGUGUUUUUAACACAGGCGAUCAUGUUGUAUCUGCAGUAACUUACGUCCAAACUAUUUCUGACAACGAAGGGUAACGGAAACUGAAGGAAAAAAAUUAUUAUUAAAAAAUUAUUUUAAUCUUUAAAAAUGGAAGAAAAAAUGAAUUCCUGUCGGGCUGCGUAUAAUAUUGUGUAUAAUCAAGUAUAUUAAGUAUACUAACAUGUACUACCUCCUCACUGACGGACAGGAAGUGAUAAAACCCUUCAGAGUAAAAGUCUUCAUGUCAGUUUUGCUGACGCAUGAAAGAGUGAAUGUGUGUGGCAAAUUUGGGUAAAAAUGGGCGGGUCAAAUAAAUGGCUCAAAGAAUUUGUUGGGUGAUGCAGCGACAGUUGUGACGGACAUGUAAAUCUAACAGGAAGGCGGCCAUUUUGGAGCUUGCAGGCCCAGUUUUCAUUGUUUGUGAAAUUUUUGGCAAAAUUGACUAAGUUUUAAUGAGAAGCCGAUGUUUGUGUUUUCUUCCCUGUUUAGAAAGUUUGGGAAAUGCUCGUCUACUUUUCAAGGAAACUUUUGUUUACUGUAGAUGUUGAAAUUAAUGCUUUUGUCUUUUUCUAUAUAGAAAAACAAACACUUUUCUAUUCGUAGGAAUAUUCUUUUUAGUUCAGCUCAGGGUCCUAAAACCUCCAACCUUAAAGUCUGGUCCGUCAGUUUACAUAUGCAGCAAAUACUCAUUUUGUGGGUUUGAAUUUGAUACGAGGAAGCAAGAGUUUUUUUAAAAGUAAGAACUCAAUGCCGAGUACAUUGCAACCUAUUCUUUUUGUUACCAUGUUUGAGUUCUGGAGGUCGAGAAUCACUUCCUGUACCUCCACAUACGUUAGUACUCUGUAUGUCAUGUAAUCGUCAUACCUUAUUAAAUGUACCUACAUUUUUUCUACAAAAAAGUCCAUUGUUCAAUAAAAAUAUAACAAAAACA